This is a messenger RNA of Sinocyclocheilus rhinocerous, 3162 nucleotides long. It is a transcript of the gene eef2k, whose product is annotated as eukaryotic elongation factor 2 kinase. NCBI's taxonomy places the organism in Eukaryota, Metazoa, Chordata, Actinopteri, Cypriniformes, Cyprinidae. Gene Ontology annotation, molecular function: calcium ion binding; calmodulin binding; ATP binding. Bases 338 to 2569 code for a protein of 743 amino acids. The record is from RefSeq and is a predicted model, not a curated record. Gene Ontology annotation, biological process: response to differentiation-inducing factor 1; myosin II filament disassembly; protein phosphorylation. The transcript is spliced from 19 exons.
ACGAAUGUAUUUUUUGUUACAGCCCACUAGAGGGCUAAAUGCAGCUUUGUCGUUGUCCUGAGAGGAAUCAACAUUUGCUCGCAGUCCAGGACACGUAGAGCACAUUUCUACAGAGGCACAGUAAAGCUGUCACUGGCCAGUGUGCUUGAGACACAACCGCAGCUGAAACUUCCGUUCAAACGCGCAAUUCAUUGAUGAUUUGGCUUCCUUUUUUAGAAAGGGUGUGAAGGCGAUUCGAGAUAAGUGAUAUUAUCUGUCUCCUGUUUUCGUUAUGUCUUCAAUCUAGCAGCUUUAUUCAUUCUAACGUAAGUUCUGGUGCACAACACAGUGGGACAUCAUGGCUGAGGAGGAGCUCAUGUUUAGUAUGGAGGAGGUGGGAAGUCCUCGGGAUGGACCUAGGAAUGGGUGUGCUAAGAGUGGAGUGGCUUUCCAAGAGUCCAAUGCAAGUGAUGAUGAUGAAGAUGACAUCCGUAUCUGCUCCAUCACCGACGACCCAAUAAGCCCUACUAUAGGCUUCUUUGACUACCCAAAGAACGUCGUUUGCAACCAGCAGUUUUCGAAUUCAUUGCCCAAAAACUCCUUCACAUACAGGAACAAAAAUGAAACCGAGCAAGAUGGGCACUCUGUCAGGUUUGGCUCUUUAACUGAGAAAGGCCGGGCAACUUGGAAACAUGCUAUUGAGAAAGCCAAAGCCAUGCCAGAUCCUUGGGCUGAGUUCCAUCUGGAGGAAAUCGAGACAGAGCGCUGCACUCGAUACAGAUACAAUGCAGUUACUGGUAAAUGGGCAAAAGACGACAUAUUUAUCAAGGUUUCCUCUCAGGUGUUUGGAAAAGGAGCCAUGAGGGAAUGCUAUAGAGCGAAGAAGUUGUCAAACUUUUCCCACAGCAGCAACUGGAAAUCAGCCUCAAACUACGUGGCUAAGAGAUACAUGGAGACCGUGGACAGAGAGGUUUACUUUGAGGAUGUGAGGUUACAAAUGGAGGCUAAAUUAUGGGGCGAGGAGUUCAAUCGCCACAGGCCUCCAAAACAGGUUGACAUCAUGCAGAUGUGCAUUGUGGAAAUGACUAGUCGCCCUGGGAGCCCUUUGUUUCACCUGGAACACUACAUUGAGGGAAAGUACACAAAGUACAACUCUAACUCUGGUUUUGUGAGGGACGAUAACAUACGGCUUACACCUCAGGCAUUCAGUCAUUUCACAUUUGAGCGCUCUGGACACCAGCUGAUAGUGGUGGACAUUCAGGGUGUUGGGGACCUUUACACAGACCCUCAGAUCCACACUGAGAAGGGAACUGACUUUGGAGAUGGCAACCUAGGUGUGCGUGGCAUGGCUCUUUUCUUCCACUCUCACCUGUGUAAUAAGAUCUGUAGGAGUAUGGGCCUUACUCGUUUUGACAUGUCCCCUUCUGAAAUUGCAGAGUUGGACUGCACCAACAAAUUGCUGCAGCAGUCAGCUAAGACUGUCCUCCGUGGAUGUGAAGAGCAGUGUGGUUCGCCCAGGGUCCGGACGACCUCUCUCGGCCACAUGCCUGUUCUCCUCUCGCGGCACUCUGAGACCUCCUCAGUUGAUGAAAGCAGUGACACAGACUCGAUUCCCUGUUCUCCACUUAGUAUGGGCAUCUCUGCAGGCCGAUCACCCAUGGGCUGGUCAUUUAUGAAUGAAAUGAAUGAGGCAUAUCGAGCUAACACAGAUCACAAGGACUCAGAGAAUGGAGGAGACAGUGGUUACCCCAGUGAGAAACGCAGUGAAGGAGACUCAGUCGAGCAUCACAGUCAGGGACAUCCCUUCUACAACAGACAUUACUCAGAAUCGGAUGAGGACAGUGUUCGUCGGCUGACAGAAGACAAAUGGAGUUUUUACCAUUCAUCUCGCUCCCACAUACACAGACCCUCCUGUGUGGCAGUGGAGGUAGAGAGACUUAACACUAUGCUUCUCGAAAGGAAAAUUGGUAAAUCCAUCCUAGGCAAGGUACAUCUAGCCAUGGUCCGCUACCACGAGGCCGGGCGUUUCUGUGAGAAGGAUGCACCAUGGGACCAGAUUUCUGCAGUGUAUCAUUUGGAAAGAGCUGCCAUGUGCGGAGAGCUUGAGGCUAUAGUUGCCCUUGGCCAAUGUUAUCUUCAGCUGCCACAUCACAUUCUACCAGAGAUCGAAUUAGAGGCAUCUGUGGAAAACAGCAAGAAGGGUUUCCGCUUUCUGCUGCAGGCCGCUGAGGCAGGAGACCGGCCGAGUAUGAUUCUAGUAGCACGAGCAUUGGACACGGGUUUGAACCUCCCUUCUGAUAGGGCUAUGGACUGGAAGCACGCCGUGUACUGGUAUGACUCUGCCCUUAAGAUGACGGACUAUGACGAGGGGGGAGAGUUUGAUGGGAUGCAGGAUGAGCCGCACUACCUUCUGUUGGCACGAUUGGCUGAGAUGUACCAGGAGGGAGGGUACAACCUGAAUGCAGACCCCCAAAAAGCAGGUGAUCUUUUUACUGAGGCGGCUGAUGCAGCUAUGGAGGCCAUGAAGGGCAGACUGGCCAAUCAGUACUACAUGAAAGCAGAGGAAGCAUGGGCUAUGAUGGAAGAAUGAAAGUGCUGGUGUGGAAAAAAAGCAUGAACAUAGUUCCUAUUUUGCACCCAGCCCCUGUUUACAUGCCGUUUUCAAUGCCUUAUGUUUUCCUUGGGUCCCUUUGACUUAAGAGAACUAAUGUUGAUAUUGGAUCAGUUUUCUAAUGAAUGUGAGAAGGGCAUACGCUGAUUCAGUGAUAUACUGAGCUGCUACAUACACAUAUUCUCCUGAUUAAUUUUUCAUUAAGAAUAGUUGCACAGUGUCUGCAACCUGUUCAGGUUGCUUCAUGGGAAUAUGUGCAUUAUCUGUCAAUUAUUUCUUUCUCUUGUUUCCAACUGGAUGUUUCUUUAAUAAACAUGUUGUGACUGUUAAAAAAUGGCAUCCCUGAUUGAACGUCUGUAAAAUUAAUUUGCUAGUAUUGUUAGAUCUGAUGUCUAAGAAUAUUAAGCAUCAAUAGCUAUUGCUGUGAGUUUUAACCUGUUUUCUGUUGACUGUCAAAAAACUUUCAGAAUUCACUAUAAUCAAGGAGUGAAGAAGUGAGUGUGAUCAUUUUUCCUGGUUAUUUUUCAAAUGAGAGCAAGAUUACAAACAAACAAUAAAAUCAUAAUGCUGGU